UCAGGUCUCGCUGCCGCCCGCGGCUCCUCCCGCGAUCCAAGAUGGAGGCGCUGAGCCGAGCUGGGCAGGAGAUGAGCCUGGCGGCCUUAAAGCAGCACGACCCCUACAUCACCAGCAUCGCCGACGUCACGGGCCAGGUCGCGCUCUACAGCUUCAGCCACAAGGCCAACGAGUGGGAGAAGACUGACAUAGAAGGUACCUUGUUCGUAUACAGAAGGUCAGCUUCUCCCUACCAUGGUUUUACAAUUGUAAAUCGACUGAAUAUGCACAACCUGGUUGAACCAGUAAAUAAGGACUUGGAAUUUCAACUCCAUGAACCUUUUCUUCUUUACAGAAAUGCUAGCUUGUCGAUUUACAGUAUCUGGUUUUAUGACAAGAAUGACUGUCACCGAAUAGCAAAACUCAUGGCUAAAGUGGUAGAACAAGAAGCUCAAAGAUCCCAGCAAGUUGCACAUGACAGAAGGAGCCCCAGCAGGACUAACGGUUGUAGUGAAAAUAGACCCAUUGAUAUCCUGGAAAUGCUCAGCAAAGCCAAGGUUGAAUAUGAACGAAAUCAAAUCAAUGACUUAAAUAUUAUAUCAAACUCUGGAAUGCAACAAAAUGCAAAUCCCACAAAGCCGGAAAACCUAGAGACUUCAGAACAAAUGUCUUCAGUGUUACAAGUACAAGACCAGCUAUUUCAAUCAAGACACAAACAUCUGACAGUAGAAGAAUUAUUUGGAACCUCCUUGCCAAAGGAGCAACCAAUAAUUCCAUGUUCCAAUCCAGACAAAAUGGAGAAGUUGCCAGCUGAUACGUCUGGCAAAGAACACAACUUGCUCUUACCUUUUUCCUUUGAGCAGUCAUCAGUGACACAUCAACCACUGGGAAAAGGAGAGAGUUCAGGUGUCAAAACCAGUGCCAGUACCUUGACUUCGCAGGACUGUGUAGCACCUGUGCUCAUUGCUCCAACUUCAGUUUCACAGCCUGACAUAAAGAAUGUUGCAAAUUAUACAGUUCGUUUAAGUCCCAUUCUUAACUCGGUCUCUACAGCAGAAGCUGCUACUCCGAAGAUACUUCACAACCUAAAAUCAAACAAUAUCAUGCAGGUUAUGCAGCAAGCUUCCAAGCAGAUACCCCCACUUAUGAAUCAACCACCAUCUGAUGCAAACCACACUCCACAAAAUCUGAUGGCUUGCCAAACCCAGUUUAUAGCACCUUUGGCAACAACCAGUACAGGAAAUACUUCUUCAAACACACCUCUUCCAAGUGUUGAUCUUCUCCAGAAACUCAGGUUGACCCCACAGCAUGACCAAAUACCAACGCAGUCUCUUAGCAAAAUAACUAUAACUCCAAACAUCUCGUGCACAGUAAGCCAACUCGCAACACCAGAAAGCUUCAAAGAAUCUCAUGCUAAACCAGCUACCUUGAAUAGCAAAAUAAUUUCUCCUCUUCAGAUUGUACAGCAAAACAAGGAACCGGAGGUAUUUCCACAGCCCAAAACUUUGUCAAAAACCAGCCAAGUUGCAUCUCCCCAGUUUGUUACAGCUACAACUACAGUGGCACCUUCAAUCCUCUUGUCUCCUAGUGUUUUCCAGCAGUCAGCUACAAAAUCCACUGAAGUGGAAAAUAAAGCCACUCCUCCUUCCCCUCUAACACUUGGCGCAACAGAAAUCCAGGCUAUGCCACCUACUGUCCUCAGUCGGUCUCAGCUCCAAGAGACAUUAAUACAUCUAAUAAAGAAUGAUUCCAGUUUUCUCACCACUAUUCAUGAUGUCUACUUGCAAGUCCUGACCAAGAAUACUGACAUUAAUCUAUAAUUGAAAUUAGUUCAAUUCCACUGACAACACAUCUGCUUCAGAAACAAUUAUGCCUCAUCUAUAAAACUAAUAUUUUUUUAAAAAGAAUAUUUAGUUUUCAGUGUCUUGAAUUUGAGCCUCUUGGGAAAGACUAUUCCUUAAAAAUACUUCUAAAAGUAAUGUUCUCAGAAGUGAUCUAGGUUUCACUGUGAUCAUCACCAGCAAACCUUUGUUCUUUGGAAACAUUGGGUAGUUGCAAAUGAGCUUUCAUUAGCAUUAAGUGAGUGUGCAGAUGUUUGAGUCACUGUCAUUUCUAACUGUUUUCAUUUUUAAGAGAUAACGGGGAACAGUGCUAUUUUUCAGCUAUCAAGUGUAUACCACACUUUGCAGACACGAGCAAAUUGAGUUGCAAACCCCACUUCUAUUUUUAAGGGCUGCAUAAAGGCUGAAGCAGGUAAUUUGUUAUGAUGAAUUGGCUAUGGAAAGAUGAGUGCACAGGAAAAGGUACUGUGCUCAGGCUUCAAGAGAGCUGCUGUUGGAGCUAAACAUUUGAUGUGCAGGUUAAAAAAGAUCUUUUGCCUGUUCCUGAGUAACCAGAAGCCUCUACCCAACACACAUCCAUUUAUUUUGUAAGUGUGUAUGUUUAACUCUUUUCAGCAUCUAUGGCAAUAUGCCGGUUCCUCAUUAAGUUAUACCUGGUUGCUCUACAAAGGCAGAAUCUAAGCAUGCAAAAUCUUAGGAAGGGGCAGUUGAAUCUUCUUUUAAGUAUCAGUUUAAUUGUGGCAUUUGGAUUCUAGUUGUUACAGUUUUUAAAAAUAUAUUUGGAGGAGAGUACCCUAUAAGCCUGUUGUUUCCCUGUUAUGUGGAGUUCAAUAUGGAUUUUUGGAACGCAUUGUUUCCCUUUAGCCAAGGAUGGACCAAUACCAUAGUUGAGUUUCAUUCCUCAAUUGUGUUGGUACUAUAAUGUUGAAAACUAUGCAGAUGGGGAAGAAAUGUGAACUGUUCCCUUCUCUUCCACCCCCUCAGACUUUUUCAUGCUUGUCACACAGCAUUUAUUUAAAAAAGUGAUGCUUCUUAUAUAUGGUUUAAUGUUUCAGUAUUUACUAGUGUAAGACUCUAACUACUACUUCACAUUUCCCCAUGUAGAGUUAUACUAAUCCUUAAUGAUAUUUUGCUAUGCUGCUAUUGGUCUAUCCAUGACUUAAAUUUAUUUCUAUAUGGCAUGCAAACGUAGUUGAUAAUACUUAAAUGUAGAUCUCAAUUUAUUCCAGCAAUAGUCAUUUUAAAGGAUCUUUUUGAGUAGCAAGGUCUUGGUUUAUAUGGUAAAGGAUAAUUUGUAGUAAAUAUAACCAGUUAAGAUGCGCUGCUUAUUUUUUCAAGCACUAUUGAAAUGAAGAAGAAAGAACAAAUUUCAUUUGGCUCUACAAAACAGAAUCUACUAAGGAUGAGUUAUAAUAAUGUGACAGUCAAAAUGCAGGGUCGUUUCAUUGGAAAUGAUGAAAUAAGCUUUAAUUGUAAAUCGAUUACAGAUCAGUGUGUUUCUCAGUCAUAACAAAAAGUAUGAGUUUUUAUGCAUCUAAUGUCUCUUAGUAUAGACUUUGGUUUUUGAGUGAAAGUGGUUUUUUUUUUGGUUUUUUUUUCCUGCAAAAUCUGCCUUCUAAAAAGCUCUUUAACAGCCAUUGGGAUUCAGUAUUUCCAGGUGAAAAUAUAUAGUAUUUUAUGUUAGAAAAAUAUGCAGAAUUCAGGGAAAUGUGUUAGCAAUCGUGCAAGUUUACCAAGAAAUGUAUUGGCUUUAAUGGUAGAAUUUUAAUUCAGCAAUAGACUUUCUGAACCUUGCUAAGGAAUAAGGGAGCUUUCUUAAUCAGAUACUGCACAAAUCACAAAAAUAUGCUUCAUUUAUCUAACCUACAGACCUAAUGCAAGUCAAAUUUGAGGUCCCCUUAGAAAGAGAGAGAACGGGGGGGAAAAAGGCCAAAUCAGAGAGCAGUUCUCUUGGAUAUAGUUCUAGCCUAAACCAAAUGUUACACUUGGUUUUCUCCAGCUUUAACAGACUGAGUCAGUAUAUUCUUGAUUUUUUUUUUAUAAGGAUUUUUAGUACCUUGAAAAGGAGGUUGAAUUAAAGGAGAUGUUCCCUAGUGUAGAGAGGAGAUGGGGAACUACUGUAAUCAUACCAACCUUUCAGAUAUGUUACAACUAAAUACCGUCACAUUCUUCAAGUAAUAUCCAAAAUGUCAAAAUGAUGGGACAGUUGAGGAGUUCCUUCAUACCAUUGUACUGCAAUAUGGAGUACAAGUCCUGGACAGCUGACAAAGGGAAUACUGUUUUAAAUAGCAUCAUUACAACAAGUUACUCUCUAAAGCCCAAACUGUCCAUGUUUCUAUUAAAUGUGUUUUGCAUUAUAACUGUCCAGAAACCUCAGCAAGCAGUAGGCAGAUUCAAUUUUUUUUUUCUUGUAGUGUAGUAGUGCCAAAAAGUAUGUUCUUCCCAGCUUGCAAACAAACUUCAUUAGGUGUAAAAUGAAAUAACUUUAGGUAACAUUAUAACUGAUUUCUGUUCAUGUCCUUUUUUUUUCUGCACCUUUAUUCCCCCCUCCACAGAUGUAGCAGACACUGGGAGGGGUGUUCUGUAAUAAAACAUAGCAUGGUUAUCCCCUGCAGUAUAUGCAAAGUGCCAGAAUAGUGCUCUUUGUAAUACAUAAAUGUUUAACAGAUUUAACCUCUUCAAGGAGAAAUUGCUUUGUAAAACAAAAGUUCAACUGCAGCAUAAAACAUGAGAUAUUUUAAAAUGUGGAAGUUAUUUGACAGUUCUACUUUUGUCGUUUUUUAACCUUUUGUAAUAAUGUAGAAUUAAUUAGCUUGUCUCUUUGUGAAGAGAUUGAUUCAUGUUAGAUGCAUGUAGUAAUAGCUAAUGCAUAUAGCUAGUUACCAAGGGUCACCACAGCAACUGAACAUGACCAUUUAAAGUGACUUUUAUUGUGGUAAAGCUGCCAGUAAAUUGGAUUUUACUCAUUAGUUUUGAGAGUUCAUAGUUUACUUCCAGAAUGAAUUUUACUGUCUCAGCAUGUUUCUUUGACCAGUGUUCAGUUACUUGGAAAAUUACAAUUUACUAAUCACAGAUUAUUUUUAAAAUUAUAACUGCUUUAUUAUUCACAAAAUUAAGAUAGUUUCUCAGUUCUGUAGUUGUAUUAUUAACAUAAUGGCAGUUAUAAUCUCCGAAGAUGUAUGAAAGGUGCCUACUAGCUAUUAAUUUGGGGGCAGUAUAUCUUGUCAAAUUACACAAGAUUUGCAAAACAGUUGAGGCAGAGUUUAACAUUUAAAGUAAUUGAUUUCUAGUUUCAUAUAACAAAUGCUUAAUUCUCCAGAUAUUGAUAUUUUAAUAUUAUAUUUGAAUGCUUGCUGUUGGACCCAUUUCAUUUCGCCCAUAUUUUGGUUUGGCCUACUUAAGUACCUUCUUGGAAACAAUGCCCUGUGUAGUCCGGAUGUAAUUACUGAGAAACUUUUAAAAGCUAAUAAUUAAUUUGGAACAUUAUUUUUAAAAAUAUUUUAGAGAAAUCAGCCACUUUUUGCCAGUUAUUGAGUUGCUUCUUGCUAACAACAUAUCUUAACAGGAGGAAUGUGUGCAAUAUAUUUCACCUUAGUGUUGUCUGACAUCAUUGUGAAAAUGUUAAGAUGCAAUAUCUUCCUUCCACUUUAAAUUGGAAAAAAAUGCAAUAUCUUUCUCUGGUGGUCUAUUUUUUUUAAUCUAUUCACUGGGCACAUGGCUUUUUUGUAUUUUUUUUUUUUAAUGUACAGUAUGCAUUUUUUAACAGUGUCUCAUUUUUUAACACUUUUUUCAGAUGCACCAGUUACUACCCAUUUGCAUGUUCUUUCAGUGUGAAGAGCUUAAGACAUUGGUAUUUUUUAAUAGUCAUUCCUUGAAACUUACGUGAACAAUAUUUUAGAAAUCCA
Gavialis gangeticus (Gharial) is the source of this 5725-nucleotide messenger RNA. RefSeq names its product decapping mRNA 1A (gene DCP1A). Lineage: Eukaryota; Metazoa; Chordata; Crocodylia; Gavialidae. The coding region runs from base 42 to 1799 and encodes 585 amino acids. Gene Ontology annotation, cellular component: P-body. The record is from RefSeq and is a predicted model, not a curated record. The transcript is spliced from 10 exons. Gene Ontology annotation, molecular function: mRNA binding; enzyme activator activity. Gene Ontology annotation, biological process: deadenylation-dependent decapping of nuclear-transcribed mRNA; deadenylation-independent decapping of nuclear-transcribed mRNA; positive regulation of catalytic activity.